Messenger RNA from Oenanthe melanoleuca, 930 nucleotides. RefSeq lists its product as uncharacterized. Bases 13 to 642 code for a protein of 209 amino acids. The transcript is spliced from 2 exons. The record is from RefSeq and is a predicted model, not a curated record. NCBI's taxonomy places the organism in Eukaryota, Metazoa, Chordata, Aves, Passeriformes, Muscicapidae.
GCUGCGGUUGCCAUGGCGCGGAUGGGUGCCGGGUUGGAUGCCGCGGUCUGGCAGGGCCCUUGGAAGGCGAUGGAUGCCGUGUUCUGUGACAUCGCAGCCCUGGUCACAGCGUGGCGCAGCCGGGCCGCGGGCAGAACACGGCACACACGGCGCGAAGCCAGAGCCGCUAUGGAGCUGGUGUGCAGCACCAUGCUUGGCCGCACCUUCCCUUGGCUCAUGCUGCUUGGGCUGAUCGCCAUCUUGGGCCGGCCCGUGGACAUUCCCAGCCUUCCUGCCACGGACACGGACACCGCGGCUGUGCUCGAUGAUAUCCUGGAGCAGCAGGACGUGUACCCAGAGAAGAACCCCUCGGGGCACACGAUGCUGCCUUCUUGGGGUGGCAUAGCCCUGGACCUGCUGGUGACGGGCGUGUCCUUCGGCUGGUGGCUGCGGAGACGGUGGCGACAGGAGAAGCGCCAGAGGCCCUCGGACUCUCCAGGGACGGGCUGCCACGGAUACGAAUGCCGCAAGGAGCUGCUCCAGCUGCUGAGGGACAACCGUGCCCUGAUGCGGAUGUGCCUGGGCCGCCGCCCUUUGCCUGGAGAGAAGAGACUGAGGAAAUGGGGCCUUUGGAAGAGGAGGAGACUCUACUUCUCCCCUUGACAACGCCUCUCUCCGUUCCCCGGGUCACUGCUGGGGAAGCAUGAUCAGUGCUCAGCCUGGGCACCGUGACAUCCCCACUCAUAGGUGUUAGUGAAGCCCCUCACUCUUAGGCUUUGGUAUAGGGUUCCCAGAAGUCUGUUCUUCCAGAAGUUGUAGUUUUUCAUAGAGCUCAAGUUCCCAAAAGUUGAUGCAGUCUUAGGCAUAAGGUUCUCUCCCCUGCAGUCUUCGCACCCCCUAGCUGUGGUUCUUAGGAGUAGUCCAAAUCAAUAAAUUUUACAUUUUCUUUAC